GUAAGGUUUUUAAUCUAUUUUUAAAAGAUUGCUUGUAAUGUUAACAAGAUACUUCCCAUGUGAUAUUAGCAUUUCUUAAUUCACGUCUAUUUACCUUGCCAACGAGUGUGUUUACCUAGUUGAUGAUACCAUAGGAUCCGCUGCAACUACACCUUAUUACUCUUAAACUCAUUUCUCGUAUACGAUGUUCUGUUUCAAGCAGGAUUCAAGUAAUAUACUUCUCUAUACACUGCUUUGUUUCUUAAUUGAUCCAUCUUCAAUCGCUUAGAAAGAAAGCAUUGAAAACUAAAAUGGUCUAGAAAGUAUGUUUCGUGGAGUAAAAAUUGAAAGAAUUAGCCAUAAGUAAUCAAGUCAAGGUAAGUUUAUAUGGUUAAGCAGGGUGAAGAAAAAAACAGUCGGAUUAAGAAUAGCGGAGAAGAAGGGGAUGAUGAUGGAUCAGAAGGAACUGUGUAUGUUGGUAGUGGUCAUCUUAGCAUGCAGUACUGAUGCCAUGACAAGACAACAAUUGAAAAACUCAUCGAAGAUGUUAAAAAAGAACUGUAUGGCAAAAAUUGGAGUUGCUGAGGAUUUAAUCGGAAAUAUAGAGAAAGGACAAUUUAUAGAAGAAAGAGACGUGAUGUGUUACAUAGCCUGCAUUUAUCAGAUGACACAAGUUGUGAAGAACAAUAAACUAAACUACGAGGCUUCGUUAAAACAAGUGGACAUCAUGUACCCUCCUGAGCUGAAAGACUCCGCCAAAGCCGCUAUAGAAAAAUGUAAAGAUAUCUCCAAAAAGUACAAGGAUAUUUGCGAGGCAUCCUACUGGUCGGCCAAGUGUAUGUACGAGUAUGACCCCAAAAGUUUCAUAUUUGCAUAAAAAUUGAACAAACAUUUCCUAUAAAUUAACACAAUAUCGUUU
Pectinophora gossypiella (pink bollworm) is the source of this 898-nucleotide messenger RNA. Its product is annotated as general odorant-binding protein 72-like. Gene Ontology annotation, biological process: olfactory behavior; sensory perception of smell. The coding region runs from base 425 to 856 and encodes 143 amino acids. The record is from RefSeq and is a predicted model, not a curated record. The transcript is spliced from 5 exons. Gene Ontology annotation, molecular function: odorant binding; dibutyl phthalate binding. Gene Ontology annotation, cellular component: extracellular region. Lineage: Eukaryota; Metazoa; Arthropoda; Insecta; Lepidoptera; Gelechiidae.